Polyodon spathula (Mississippi paddlefish) is the source of this 4025-nucleotide messenger RNA. RefSeq names its product hypoxia-inducible factor 1-alpha inhibitor-like. The transcript has 8 exons. The record is from RefSeq and is a predicted model, not a curated record. Gene Ontology annotation, molecular function: peptidyl-histidine dioxygenase activity; ankyrin repeat binding; [protein]-asparagine 3-dioxygenase activity. Gene Ontology annotation, biological process: negative regulation of Notch signaling pathway; peptidyl-aspartic acid hydroxylation. Gene Ontology annotation, cellular component: nucleus; cytoplasm. The coding region runs from base 252 to 1301 and encodes 349 amino acids. NCBI's taxonomy places the organism in Eukaryota, Metazoa, Chordata, Actinopteri, Acipenseriformes, Polyodontidae.
UAUAGGCGCUCGCUCGUCAGUUGGGUUUUGUGUGUUUAUAGUGUUCGGUUGUCCUUAAUUGGCGCUCCAGCCGUGGAAACAUGUUCUGAACUGUUAGACAGAAGUAUCUUUUGGUAUGUUUCAGAUAACAUUAACGUAACAUCAGAGGCAAAAAAACUAAUAAAACAAAACAACAACAAAAAAACACCCACUUUCCAGAUUGUAAAAACUGUUUCAGUUUAAAGAAAGCAUACCGUGUGCAUGCAACUGCAAUGGCUGAAGGAGAACCAUCGCGUACCGAGGCGGGCACCGAAUUUUCAGAGGUCCAGUGUCCGGGUUGGAGCGAGUCUCAGCUCCGCAAGUACCCUUUCCAGACCCGGCCAAUACCCAGGCUCUCCCAUACCGACCCUUGGGCUGAGAGGCUUAUAGACAAUGAGGAACCGGUUGUGUUAACAGACACCAACCUUGUCUAUCCAGCACUCAAAUGGGACACAGACUUCUUGCAAGAAAGCAUAGGAGAUGGAGACUUUUCAGUGUACAUUGCCCAAACACACAAGUUCUUGUACUACGAUGAAAAAAAAAUACCAAACGUUGAAAACUUUAUGCCAAAGUCAAGGCGAGUGGAAAUGAAGUUCAAAGAAUUUGUGGACAAGAUGCACAAGGCAGAAGAAACGGGUGGAGAAGAAAGGUUAUAUUUGCAGCAAACACUGAAUGACACAGUAGGCCGGAAAAUUGUGGUGGAUUUUCUGGGUUUUAACUGGAACUGGAUUAACAAACAGCAAGCCAAACGGAACUGGGGACAGCUGACAUCCAACCUGCUUCUCAUAGGCAUGGAAGGGAAUGUGACCCCGGCACACUAUGAUGAACAACAGAACUUUUUUGCUCAAAUAAAAGGUUACAAACGAUGUAUACUCUUUCCACCAGAUCAGUUUGAAUGUCUAUAUCCAUUCCCAGUGCAUCAUCCAUGUGAUCGACAAAGUCAGGUUGAUUUUGAAAAUCCCGACUACGAAAAGUUUCCUAAUUUCAAACGUGUCGUGGGUUAUGAAACAGUGGUGGGUCCAGGAGAUGUGCUUUACAUCCCGAUGUACUGGUGGCAUCACAUUGAAUCCUUACUCAAUGGAGGAAUUACUAUCACGGUUAACUUUUGGUAUAAGGGAACACCCACCCCAAAGAGGAUAGAGUACCCUCUGAAAGCUCAUCAAAAGGUGGCUAUCAUGAGGAAUAUAGAGAAGAUGCUGGGAGAAGCACUUGGGCAACCACAAGAGGUGGGUCCUUUACUAAACAUGAUGGUCAAAGGGCGGUACGACCAGGCCUUCAGUUAAUGCUUACCUGAGUACACUUUGACAAUGUGUAGCUGCUGGAGGGAAAGCAGCCAGCAGCACACGUGUGCGCAAACUGUAAGCUAGUUCUGCAUGGCAGCACUCAAACACUUACUGUAGGAAAGCAUCUUCCACUUUGCUUUGUCCGUCUGCCAGUGAUGUUGCUGUGGAUCCAACCCGUAUCUAUAUCUACACAAAAACAAAAUAGCUGUCAUCGAGGAGAUUUCAUAAAUGAACAUUGAUAUACUCCAGUGUUGAAACUUAUAGUUGUCUGGUAACCAGUGUUGCUGAACUUGGAAUUGGACUAUUCGUCUAUGGGAUUGACUUAAAACAGUUGGUUUUUGCAGAAGCUCAGCUUGUUGUUGGGAAAUUAAUAUGUAAAGUAAUAUGUUUGUUUUUGAUGACUCAUACAUUUUGACAUAGGUAACCUGAUUUUGCAGGGUUUUCCAUUUGCAUAAUUAGCCAUACAACAUAGACCUAAGGAAAGAAAGGCUGUUUCUACCCUUGGUUAUUGGAGCUGCAGUGACGGAAACCUAUUUUCAGGCUGGGUUUUAUUCAUUAGCUAGGUAUACAAGCACUUCAGCCAAGUUAAACGCUUGGCAGAUGUUGCACCAAUUGCCUCAAAGACCAAAAAUAAAUCCAGGGUCAUGUCUUAGGGAAGAGAGCUGUGGUGAGUAGGUUAAUGUGAUUUAGAUACCAUACCAAAUCCUGUUUAGUUUUUUAUCAGUUUUUCAGACAACAUGCUGAAAGUAAAUUCUUAAGGAGAUUUUUUAAUCUGUGUUUGAAUCUGGUUGAAUUAUUUAGACAAUUUAAAAAUCUGCUAUGUAUUUUUGAGCCCACUAAAAUCCUUGUGUAUAUAUUUGCUGAGACAGCUUCAUUUUGUAUUGCAACUUUGUGUAUCAUCUAGACUUUCAUUGCUUAGCGUUAAAUCACCCUCUCCUACCUGUUCUCAACCCCCCUACUAGCACCAAAGCUUAAAUAAGCACUUAAUUAAUCACUUGUGUACAUGAGAAUGUCCUGCUCAACAUUUAAAAAAUGAAAACACUGUAGUUUUGACAACAUAGACCACUUUUAUUAAAGUGGACCUCUAUGGGGGUAUCAAACGUACCAAGGUUAGAACUUCGAGACAGUACCCUCUUCUCAUGAGAAAAAAAGUUUCCAAACCAAAUAAAGGAUAAAUCUGGUUUCAUAAAUGUUGUUAGAUACCAUCAGUUAAAGUAUUUCCAGUUGAACAGCUGUCGGUUCCAUUCUUCUCUACAGCAUGAUCUCUAUGGGAAGUUUUCCAGUCAACCACUAUGUACUGGGAUGAUCGUAGAUUUAGAAGGGGUGAACACACCAGCCAUAACUCAAACCCACAUUUUAAGCACUUGCCAGUUGGAUUGGUAUAUAACACUGGUCAUGAGAGUAGUGUCUGUUCUGUUAACUUCUUGACCCCUCUCUCCUCUGUAUGACUGAUUAGAUUGAUGGCCCUACAUCUUGGAAGCUUCCAUAAAGAAAGGAUUGCAAGAUAAUAACACUGUGAGCUUCCCAGGCUUCUGUGGUUGUUAAGUUCCAAUUAGGAAUGACUUGACUGCCUAUUAAAUGCAAGGGAAUAUUAAGGAUGCCCAUACAUACAAAGUCACAAUUGAUAUAAGCUCAUUCGUAUUGAAUUGAGCCUGUUUGAUCAAUUUCAUAUACAAUAAUGAUCAUCACUAGGCUAUAUGAUUUAUUAUAAAUUCACUAUUUUUAAAUCUAGUGUUAGGUAGACUGCUGGGGCUGGAUAGCAUCCCAAGAUUUAAGGAAGGUUUAAAGAAAUAUUACAAUAUUCAUGUUUGAGUUAAACCAAGAUGUGUAACUGUGACAUACAGUAUUUGAGGAGUUAACAAAACAGCAUUUGCGUGUUUGAAGAUUAAAGGAACGUACUGCUAACUUUUUUAGUUGUUUCUUCAUACUUAAGAUAUAUACAAUUGCUAAUUUAAUAAAUCUUUGAUUUUUUUUUUUUGUUACUUGGUGUUUCUGUAACUGAUACACUGUCACAAUGCAUACUGUUAAUGUAUUGUGUUAUACAUUGGCUCAAUUUUAUACUGUAUAUGCAUAUUAGUCUGCUUCUAUUUGAAUGUUUCCAUAGCUACCAAACUAAAUUGGCCAAUUACAGUCAUUGUAACAUAUUCCCUUUUAAGUGUCUCCAAGCCGAAAGGGAGGUAAUUAAACUUUCAAGCGAGCAAACAGGAUGAUGUAAGGGACGCCUCCAGAUUCAAAUGCAAAGUAAGCGUUGUAUCCAAAAAUUAGUACCACUCCAUUCCUUAAACAACAACUGACAUAUUACCGAUACUGUAUUAAUUGAAAAGCAUGUUAUCAUAGUCUUGCCCAAUGGUCAAGAAAUCCCAUGUACUCACAUGGACAUUGUCAGAAUGUGUCAUCUUAACAAAGCAUUUUAUCCCUGCAUUAUGGUUUAUAUACUGCACACAAUUGAACUGGUUUUGCCAUUUUAAACUUGUGGGAAAAGCAAUGUGGAUUUUAAUCCCCUCCCCCCGUUUGUAUUUAAGUGCCAACAAAUUUGACUGGUUAAAUCUUAACAGAAGUCAUAGCUCACUGUUUCAAUGAUUUUAACAAAACACUGAAUACAUGUUAUUUUUCACCUACAUUUUAUUAAAGUAUUUUUGUUUUCUACUUUUUUUGUAAUAUUGUAAUAUAUUUUUUAUUUUGAAGUGUGCAAAUUAAAGCUAUGUUAUGAACCUCCAAAACAGA